AACAACAUAGCAAGGCAGUCAGACUCCAGAAGAGCCAGAGGCAGACAGACAGAAUCUGCCUGCUGCUGAAUUGCCCCCAGCCAAGGUACACUUCUUCCCCAGCAGUUGCUGGGUAGCGGAGCAUUUCUCCUAAAAUGAAGGUUUUUGAGAUUUUCCUUCUGAUGGAAAUCGCAGGCUUCUUUCCAGUUUUUUCAAGUCCUUCCCCUGUCCACUGUCGCUGGAAUCCUUUUGGCCCCUGGUCUGAAUGCGAUGGCUGUACUAAAACUCAGAUUCGCAGACGAACAGUAGCUGUUUAUGGUCAAUAUGGGGGAAACCCAUGUUCUGGAGAUGCCUUUGAAACACAACAGUGUGUUCCCACAAGAGGAUGCCCAACAGAGGAUGGCUGUGGGGAUAGAUUCAGGUGUUUUUCAGGCCAGUGCAUUAGCAAUUCUCUUGUGUGCAAUGGAGACCAGGAUUGUGAAAAAGAUGGUGCUGAUGAAGAUCGAUGUGAAGAAGGGAGAACAGUUUGUGACAUAGAUAAAACACCUCCCAAUUCAGAACUUACAGGAGCAGGCUUUGAUGCCAUUACCAGUGAAACGAGAGGAAAUGUAAUUCAUACUAGAAGCUUUGGUGGACAAUGCAGAAAAGUGUUUAGUGGUGAUCAGAGAGAGUACUACAGGCUGAGUGAAAGUGUUCUUGCCUAUACAUUCCAAGUGAAAAUCCAGAAUGAUUUUAGCUAUGAGUUUUUUGAUAGCAAAUGGUCUUAUAUGAAACACAAGGAAGUGUCUGUAACAUCUAAUCAUGGACAUCGCUAUCAUCUGGACACAAGUAAUACUAUUGAAACAAAGAGUAAGCACUUGAUGGUCAUUGACAAUAAUGUGGAAGUUGCUCAAUUCAUUAAUAACCGUCCAGAAUUUCUCACUCUUGCGGAAGCAUUCUGGAAAGAGCUUGCCAACCUUCCUGCUGCCUAUGAACACAAUGCAUACCGAAGGCUAAUUGAACAGUUUGGAACUCAUUUCCUGCACUCUGGAUCUCUGGGAGGACAUUACAAAGUUAUAUUUUACAUGGAUACUAAUAAAAUGAAACAAGGAGGUUUGAGCAAAACCGAUAUGUACAAAUGUACUACAUCAGGGUGGAGUUUCUUCUUUAUAAAAAAGAAAAAGACUGAGUGCUCAAAACUAGAUGAAUUGUUAAAGUCAUCUUCAGGAAGCACUAAUAAUCGGAUUCAAGGUGAGCCUUAUGUAGAGGGAGGAAGUCCAUCUGCUGUUGCCAGUCUCAGUUUUCUAGACUUGGAUAAUCCUGCUGGAAAUAGUGAGAGAUAUUCCCAGUGGGCCAGAUCAGUGAAAUAUUAUCCCAGAGUAAUUAAACAAAAGCUAACACCACUAUAUGAGCUGGUAAAGGAAGUGCCCUGUGCCUCAGUCAAAAGGUAUUACUUGAAACAAGCCAUUGAAGAGUACCUGGCUGAAAAUGAUCCCUGCAAAUGUCAGCCAUGUCAAAAUGGUGGUGAACCAGCUGUCAUAGGAACUCAGUGCCAUUGUUUCUGCAAACCUUAUACUUUUGGAGCAGCUUGUGAACUGGGAACACUUUUACAAGACCAGCCAGGAGUCAUCGAUGGAAAAUGGAAUUGCUGGUCCUCUUGGACCUCUUGCUCAGGAGGAAGGAAGUCAAGGAGUCGAACCUGUAAUAAUCCACCCCCUAGUGGGGGUGGAAAGUCUUGCAUUGGUGAACAGCAUGAAAGCAAACAGUGCGAAGAUGACGAGCUCCAACAUUUUCGCUUGAUUGAACCCCACUGCUUCGAUAUGUCCGUGAUGCCUACAGAAUCCUGCCCACAACCACCUUCCUUAGAAAAUGGAUUUGUUCAAGAUGCUGAAAACUCAUAUCCUGUUGGGAGAAGUGUUGUUUAUGCCUGCAGAGAUGGAUACGCCCUUGUCGGUGACCCUGCUGCUAAGUGUGGCGAAGAUUUAAAGUGGCACACUGGGAACAGGCGAUGCCAGAAAACUUCUUGCGUCUUACCUGUUCUGGGGGCGCAUAUGAAGGGACAGCCACAAAAAACUUCAUACCAGGUAGGAGAGAAGGUGACUCUGUCCUGUCCGCAUGGCAUGCAGUUGGAAGGGGCAGCUGUUAUAAUGUGUGAGCCCAGUCUCAAGUGGUCUCCUGAUGUGAACAGUAUCCAGUGCAUGAGAAGAGUGCCCACUGUGAAAACAGAACUGACAGAACCUAAAUGUCAGCCAUGGGAGAAACUGCAGCAGUCACAAUGUGUAUGUAAAAUGCCCUAUGAGUGUGGUUCUUCCCUCGAUGUCUGUGCUAUAGAUCCCAGAAGCCAGAGAAAUGUGGCUUUAACUGUUUGUAAGAUGCAUGCCCUUCAGUGUAUGGGCAGAAAAUACUCUCUGACCAGGGAUGAAAACUGCAGAAUGCCUGCAGCAACUGAAAAAUCUUGUGGUUCCUGUCAUUUAUGGGAAACUUGUGAUGAGCAAACCAACAGAUGCAUCUGUCGUGAAGAUGGGCAAUGUGAGGAGGGAGGAAUGAGCAUUUGCAUUGAAGGGAGUGAGAAUGUCACUAAUCAGACGAUAACUGAAUGUGAGGCUGGGCUCCUCAAGUGCCAGGGGGAGGAUGUCACUAUUGUCAGCAUAAGACCCUGUGAGGCACAGAGUGAAGAAGAUAUUUAAUGGUUCAUUUAGCUUAUUGCCACAGGACAUGGCAAAACAUGUCAACAGUUGGACAGUUCCUACAGUCUGUCAUGCUUAAAACUGCCUUUGAGUUUGUUUAUUCCUUUCUGUGUACAUAGGCAGACAAGGGUCUUUGGGUAAAUGUGAUAACUUUUAUUAGACCAACUAAAUAGUUGGAAAAAUUGUUCUUUGCAAGCUUUCGGGCACACACUUAACUCACCAGAUGGAAGCUUUGACAUGAAGCCCAUUGAAAUCAAUAGGAGCCUGCCCAUCAGCUUCAAAGGACUUUGAAUCAGGGGCUCAGGUACUCAGAAUGAGCAUUUCCAAUGAAGCUCACAUAAGGACUACAGGUCUGUGCCUAUUGCUUGUGAAGGGCAAGUGUGCUUUACUUUUCCCUCAGGAUUAAAUCAUCCCUGAUUAAGCAUCUAAAGCAUGUAAAUUAAUUUGGAGAAAAAAAAUCUUACACAGAUGUGCAAACCUAUAUUGAUCAAACUGGCUGGUAGAGCGUAAGGCAAAGAACACCCUAUUAAUGCAAUAAGAUCUAUGAUUAGUCUCUUUUUACUGAGUACAUUUAUUCCCAGCCUGCCUUAUUCAAUUAAGCAAACAACAUACACAGAACUGUACCUGUCACUGAGCCUGAAGCUUCUAAAGGUCAAGCCAGUGUGCAUUACUAAUGAAGGCAACUUUAAAUAAUGGAAAGGAUUGCUAUGCUGCUCCUUCUUGUACACAAAUCUGCUUCAGUCAAAUGCAGCCUUAUUUUAUAUUAUGCUGACUUUCAUCAACCGCUGGGUUUUUGAACAGAGGUGCCUACAGUGCAUUGUCUAUAUUUGUUAUGUAUUUACAAAAAGUCAAGUUUACAUAUGGCAAAAAUGUAUAAUAAAAUAUUUUCUCAAAGGAAA
Messenger RNA from Alligator mississippiensis (American alligator), 3544 nucleotides. It is a transcript of the gene C7, whose product is annotated as complement C7. Gene Ontology annotation, cellular component: membrane attack complex. The record is from RefSeq and is a predicted model, not a curated record. The transcript has 18 exons. Bases 135 to 2645 code for a protein of 836 amino acids. Gene Ontology annotation, biological process: immune response. Gene Ontology annotation, molecular function: protein binding. Lineage: Eukaryota; Metazoa; Chordata; Crocodylia; Alligatoridae.